Molecule: messenger RNA, 1587 nt
Organism: Trametes versicolor FP-101664 SS1
Lineage: Eukaryota; Fungi; Basidiomycota; Agaricomycetes; Polyporales; Polyporaceae
Exons: 2
Coding region: 1-1587 (528 amino acids)
Source: RefSeq, a predicted model, not a curated record
AUGACCAGACCAAAGGCCACCCCCUCUAAGAAACGAUCAACCGCCUCGAAGUCGCGCGGUACACCCGACACACCAGGCUUCGCCAUCGUCAUUGAGAGCCCACACACCUUUUUACCGAGCCGUCAUGUCACGCGGAAGGCCAGGCGUGCGCCCAAGCCCGCUGCUCGCCCUCAAGGCGACUCAGUGCCACGCAGGGAGGACCACGACGGGCAGGCGACGAAGCGACGACAGCGAAACUCGGAGCAGGAACCUGAUGUACAGUCCCAGCCGCCUCCGAAGAAGCGGCCGCGCAAGCGGGAGACCGAAGAGCACCAAGACGUCCCGCAAACGCUCACGGAGUCCCCGGCUCUCGACGCUCUCGCCUCCAAGGUCCACCUGCUACCCGGGCUAGAACCCAGAGUCUCUGCGUCUGGCUCCUCCGAGGACAUCCCUCUUUCCUCUUGUCUGCCAUCCUCAUCCGGUGGCGGGCACGGAGUCGCCACCGCCACAGCUGGAAGGGGUCGGAAAGCCGCUACGGGGUGGCCGAGGGGCUACCCACAUGUUACGGGAUCUUACAGCUUUUCACCGAGUUCGCACUCUCUGGCCAGGGGCCUCGUCCCCCUCACAAAGGCCCUCCUCGCGGCGUGUGGCUAUGACGACGAGGAAGGUUUUCAGCCGCCCUGCGGUCAUGUCUCUCCCUCUCCCUCUCCCUCCCCCGACAUCGACCGGUCUCCUCUUAUAGUGGAGCCUGCGCCUCUCAUAGCAGAGCCUACGCCUCUUAUAUUAGCGCCUACGCCGUGGUAUUCGUACAACAUGCGCCCUCAGUGGCUGGUCGACUCGCCUCCAGCGGACAGCGUGGCGCCACUGCUGGAGGCGCUGACUCCCAGGACCGUUUCGCGGAUUUUCGACGAGGCCGACCCGCGCGCAGUCGAUCGCUUCGUGCAACUGUGUCGCCUCAUUCACGACCAGUGUCUUCUCCCCGACCCUCUGCCGCCCACGUUCACGAGUCUCGGGGGUCACCCUUACGGCGGCGUGUUCGAGGACUCCCGGGCCUCCUGUACCAGCUACUUCCCUGGCGGAAUCCGAGACUCCCGCCCCGUACCAUUGCUCUCCUCAUCUAUGAGCGCUGCAUACAAGUCUCUGGGCGACUUGUCGGGACUCGACUGGAUUACGCCACCAGCGCUUCCUCUCACUUUUGGCUGGACACCUCCACGGUCCUUCUACUUCGACCCUCCCGCAGCGCCGGAGAUGGCUUUUACAUAUCAAGGGAGCUGGAGCGCACCUCAAGGCUCUGCGUUUGCACCUACAGCCCGUGGAGCGGACUUGCCCAUGCCUCCGCAGCCCGGAUUCUCGCCCCGCAGCGAGGCCGCUGUCAUCCUUGCGGAGCUCGCAUCUGGCAAGGCUCGGUCGCACGCCGCCACACGCAUGAACAUGCGCCAGGCUAUUGCACCCUCGAGGAAUGACAUGCCGCGACUGUCGAUAUCUGAGUCUAGCGCAGAACGUCGUCAGUCCAGGCAGGUCGAGUCGGGACUGGCGCACUGGCUCUUACCUCCGAGCUGCGAAGGGCAGUUUGGGGGGACAACUUCAAGUUGCUGGCGCGGGCGGUGA